GUGAAAGGAGGAGAGAGGAGGAAGAACGAAGAAGAAGAAGGAGCUGAGGAAGAAGAAGUUUUGUUUUUUUUCCUCGCACCCCCGCUCGUUUGAAACAUCGCCAUCGUCUCACGCACAACUCCCUCCCGCACCUCCUGGACAUCCUCCAAGGCCGAGCGAGCGGCGGACUCCCCUCCGCAGCAGCCGUCUUCUGGAGCUCUACCUGUGUGACUUCCCUCCCUCCCUCCCUCGCUCCCUUGCUCACCCGUCUCACUCAUCUUUCCCGUCUCUCCUGGCCCCCACUCCUCUUUCUCUCUCUCUCUCCCUCCGCCCCAUCCAGGCGCUCUCUGACCCCUCGGCCCCGUGAGGGCAGAUGGCCAUGGCGCGGGCCUCUCUCGGGGGUGCCCUAGGCUGUGCCCUGCUGGCCCUGGUCCUGGGGAGCGGCACUAUGGAUUUGGGGUCCCCGCCCGCCGGGUUCUACCCCCGCUUCAACCCCUUCUUCUUCCUGUGCACCCACCACGGGGAUCUGGAGGGGACGGGCAUCGCCGAGGCCAGCGGAGAGGUGCUGCUCAGCCUCCAAAUCACCGGGAACCCCACCGCCUACACCCCCGGGCAGGAGUACCAAGUGACCAUCUCCACCAGUACGUCUUUUGAUGGUCUGCUGGUGACGGGCCUCUACACCUCCACACCAGUCCAGUCCGCCCCUAUCCCGGCACCUGCCGCCUUCGGCUUCGGUGUGAUGCCAGAGCGGCAGUUCAGUGGGACCCAGUUUGUGUGCAGUGUGGUGGCAUCCCAUGUCAGCCACCAGCCCUCAACCAGCUUCAGCUUUAUUUGGAUUGCCCCUCCACCCGGCACUGGCUGCGUUAACUUCCUGGCCACGGCUACACACAGAGGACAAAUCAUCUUCAAGGAUGCUCUGGCCCAACAGCUCUGUGAGCAGGGAGCCCCAACUGAGUCCCCAUUGAGACCAAGCCUUGCGGAAAUCCACCGGAAGCAUGCUGUUCUGCGUGACGACUUCGACUCCAACCUGCAAGUGGAGUUGGACCCAAACAUUUGGUCCGAGUGCAGCGGCUGUGAGGUGGGAGAGCAUUGCGGGGUGCUGAUGCACGGCAGAGCGGUCACUUUCUGCGAGCCCUUCGGAGAGCGAGAGCUGAGCACUGUGCCUCUCAACACCAGCACUGCCUCCGUCCUGCAGUUCGCCCUGGGCUCAGGCUCCUGUCGGUUCAGCUACUCAGACCCCAGCAUCCUUGUGUCCUACAGCCUGGUCAGUGGCAGCAACGGCUCAGAUGACUGGAUCACCUUGGAGAAGAUCAGGGCUCCCACCAACAGCAGCACUGUGGUCCACCUGCUUCCACUGCCGCGGGGCUGCAGGGCCGAGGGCGUGCGUCUGCGCUGGUCCCAGGAGCCCCCCCAGGGCCCCGAGGGUUAUGAGUCCUGCUGGGGGCUGGACAACAUACUGCUGGUCAACGCCGCCCACAGACCCACACUCAUGGAGGACCACUUGGACCCUCCGGACACGGCCAACUGGCUGUUCUUCCCUGGAGCUACCGUUAAGCAUGCCUGCCAGUCGGAAGGCAACGCUCUGUAUUUCCAUGGCGGCGAUGGGGCUGGUCACACCUUUGCUUCCACCAGAGACAUCGACUUGCACCGUGAAGAAGGGAGGAGCUACUGGGAGGAGGACUUUGAGAGCCCACCGUCAAACUGGGACAUUGAAGGGGCCGUCCAUGGGACCCAGUGUGGGGAGAUCGAGUCGGGCUCGGCACUGGUGUUGGAGAAGGAUGGGCGGAGGAAGGUGUGCACGCCCUACCUGGACACCACCUCCUAUGGCAACCUCCGCUUCUACUUCACCAUGGGAGGUGGCGACUGUGACCCGGGAGAGUCACAUGACAACGACGUGAUUGUGUUUGGAAGGUCAGAGGGCAGGAGGGAACGCGUGGUGCUGGACUCUCUCCCCUACUCCUCUUACAGGACUCCAGCUGUUGUGUCGGUGGCGCUGCCCACCGAGCUCCAGACGCCAGUCACCCAGUUCUGUCUGGAGCAGCGGUCACAUGGGGGGGCCAACCGCCACGUGUGGGCCGUGGACUUCAUGCAGCUGCUUCCCGUGUUGCCGGGCACCCACACACAUGUGGCCCAGUUCUCCAUUAACCUGGGCUGUGGCUCCUACCAGCCUGCCAACAGUGUCAGUCUGGAGUUUUCCACUAAUCACGGUCGUACCUGGUCGUUGCUCCACACCGAGUGUCUUCCGGAGCUCUGUGCAGGACCCCACCUGCCUCACAGCACCGUCUACUCCUCCGACAACUACAGCGGUUGGACCAGGAUCUCCAUCCCACUGCCCAACGCUGCCCUGACUGAAACCACGCAGUUCCGGUGGAGGCAGACGGGGGUUGGAGCUGGCAACAUGUGGGCCAUAGACAACGUGUAUAUUGGUCCAGCCUGCCUUCGUUUCUGCUCUGGAAGAGGACACUGUUCCCGCACAGGCUGCAAAUGUGAUCCAGGCUUCAGUGGUCCAGCAUGUGAGCUGGCCUCCCAGACUUUCCCAGCCUUCCUGUCAGAGGGUUUCUCCAGCCCACGGCUCUCCUCCUACCACAGCUUCUCCUCCCUGCGGGGAGCAGAGGUCAGCUUUGGUUGCGGGGUGCUGGCCAGCGGCAAGGCCCUGGUCUUCAACAGGGACAGCCGGAGACACCUGGUCACCGCCCCAUUGGACAGCUCCCAGGCCAGGUACUUACAGUUUACCCUCCGGCUGGGCAGUCGGAGCACCCUGAGCUCUUGUCCUGCCCCAGACCAGCCAGGAGAGGGCGUCCUGUUGCACUACUCCUCAGACAACGGCAUCACUUGGACUUUGCUGCAGCACUACGCUUACCAGGGUUUCCAUGAACCCAGGAUUGUGUCGGUGGAGCUGCCCCCCGGGGCCCGUAAAUUUGGGGUGCAGUUCCGCUGGUGGCAGCCGUAUCACUCGGGUCGCAGUCAGGAUGUGUGGGCCUUGGAUGAAAUCAGCAUGACCUCUGUACUAUUCAACACCAUUAGUCUGGACUUCAGCAAUGUGCUGGACGUCACCCAGAGCCUGGGCUUUUACCUUGGACACGUCCAGCCCUACUGCCAGCAUGACUGGACCCUCAGUUUCUCUGGUGAGCCCAGCCCCGGCUCCAGUAUCCGCUAUGUGGAGACCCAGUCCAUGCAGAUUGGAGCCUCCUACAGCCUGCAGUUCUCAUUGGUCAUGGGCUGCGGCCGAGAGCCCUCCCCCCACAUUGACACGCAGGUCCGCCUGGAGUUCUCCACCAAUCACGGCCUCACCUGGCACCUAGUGAAAGAGGCUUGCCUGCCCGGUAUGCCCAGUUGCUCUGAAUUCACAGCCCCCAGCGUCUAUCACCCAUCCGAGUUUAAAGACUGGAGACGCAUCACCCUGCCUUUACCCCAGAAGACAUGGUCCAGUGCCACCCGGUUCCGCUGGAUCCAGAACUACUACGGGGAGCAGGAUGAGUGGGCCCUGGAUGACAUCUACAUUGGCCAGCAGUGUCCUAACAUGUGCCACGGACACGGCUGGUGUGACCAUGGUCACUGCAGGUGUGACGAUGGCUUCUCUGGAACAGACUGCCAGCCCUCCUCCCCGCUCUCCUCCAGUGUGCUGUCUGACUUCGAGUCCCAAGAUGCACUCCUGGCCACAUGGCAGGAGGUAGUAGGAGGAGAGGUGGUGACCCCUGACAUGGGCUGUGCGGUGGUCUCUUCUGGCUCCUCCCUGUACUUCAGCAAGGCUGGACUCAGGCAGCUGGUGAGCUGGGACUUGGACACUGAGUGGGCGGAGUUUGUGCAGUUCUACCUGCGGGUGGGCGGAGACUGGGUGGAGUGUAACCAGGCUGACAGCAGGGAGGAGGGGGUGCUGUUGCAGUACAGCAAUGAUGGAGGCAUCAGCUGGGGUCUCAUCGCCGAGAUGUACUUCACUGACUUCACCAAGCCUCGGUUUGUCCACUAUGAGCUGCCUUUGGCCUCAAAGACCCCCUCGACCAGGUUUCGCUGGUGGCAGCCCCUCCACUCUGGAGAGGGAUAUGACCAGUGGGCCAUUGACGAUGUCAUCAUUCUGUCUGAGAGGGAAAAGCACAUCAUCCCCAUGGCCAAUCCUACUUUGCCACAGAACUUUUAUGAGAAACCAGCAUUUGAUUACCCUCUGAACCAGAUGAGUGUGUGGCUGAUGCUGGGUAAUGAGGGCAUGGAGAGGGAGAGCAACGGCAGCUUCUGUGCCCCCACACCCUCUGCUAUGGUGUUUGGACGCUCCGAUGGCGACAGGGUGGCAGUCACCAGAGACCUGACCCUACGCCCAGGCUACACCCUUCAGUUUAAGUUGAACAUCGGCUGUGAGUCAGAAUUCAGUGCAUCGGCCCCAGUCCUGCUGCAGUACUCCCAUGACGCUGGCCGGACCUGGGCCCUGGUGAAGGAGGGCUGUUACCCAGGUACCCCCGGGACAGGUGGCUGUGAAGGCAGUGGGCGUGAGCUCAGGGAGCCCACUGUCUACAACACUGGAGACUACGAGCAGUGGACGAGGGUCACUGUUGUCAUACCGCGCAAUGUUGCAGCCAGUAAAACCAGGUUCCGCUGGUUCCAGGAAAGCAGCAUGCAUCGCGACGCUCCACCCUUCGCCCUGGACGGGGUCUACAUUUCGGAGCCCUGCCCCAACCACUGCGGAGGCCAUGGAGAUUGCAUCUCUGGGGUCUGUUUCUGUGACAUGGGAUACACAGUGGAGCAGGACAGCUGUGUGCUUUCUGUGGCCAGUCCCACAGAGCUGACGGAGGGGUUUGAGGGGAAGCUGAGCCCACUGUGGCAGAGCCUUAGCGGGGGUCAAAUCGGAGGGGGUUGCGGGGCCAUUGGUGAGGGAAAGGCCCUGUACUUCAGUAGUUCGGGCAGGAGGGAGGCGCGUACUGUGCCCCUGGACACCACCAACACACGGCUGGUCCAAUUCUACAUCCGCAUUGGCAGCAAGAGUCUGGGACCCACCUGCACCAGGCCUCGCUCACGAAAUGAAGGUGUCAUUGUCCAGUUCUCUACCAAUAAUGGCAUCCAGUGGCAGUUCCUGAGGGAGCUGGACUUCGGUUCCUUCUUGGAGCCCCAGGUGGUGACCAUCGAGCUGUCACCCCCUGCCAAGACCCCCUACACCGUGUUCCGCUGGUGGCAGCCACAGCAGGGUAAACAUUCUGCCCAGUGGGCACUGGACGACAUUCUCAUCGGGAUGAAUGACAGCUCCCGGACAGGUUUCCAUGACAAGUUUGACGGCACAUCGCCCCUCAGACACAACUGGUAUCGGAUCCAGGGUGGAGAGGUGACUGUGGACUGCCUGUCCCUAGACACAGCUCUUACCUUCAACUCUGAGGCUAUCGACAAGAAGCCCCGGUAUGCUGAGAGCUGGGACUUUGAGGUAUCCGGCUCGUCCUUCCUGCAGUUUGAGAUGAGUAUGGGCUGCAGUAAGUCCACCUCCUUCUCCCACGGUGUGCGGCUGGAAUACUCCACUGACUGCGGCCGCCACUGGGCUCUCAUCACCCCUGAGUGUGUGCCCCCGGCCAUAGGAUGUGCUGGUUACACACAGAGCUCCAUCUAUACCUCCACCCAGUACAAACACUGGAGGAGAAUCACUGUGUACCUGCCAAGCGCCGCCAAUUCCCCUAGGACUCGUUUCCGCUGGAUCCAGACCCACUUUACCCCUGGAGCAGAGGGCUGGGCCCUGGACAACGUGCUGCUCGCUCCCGGUUGUCCCUGGAUGUGCUCAGGACAUGGUCUGUGUGACAAUGGACGCUGCAUGUGUGAUAAAGGUUAUGGAGGGGCUCACUGUGUACCCUUGGCCCCUUUGCCAUCUGUGCUGAGGGAUGACUUUAAUGAGAACCUGCAGCAGGAGACAUGGCCUGAGGUGUACGGCGCAGAGAGAGGGACACUAAGCGGAGAGCCUCUUAAAUCUGGCACUGCCAUGAUCUUCAAAGGGGACGGUCUGCGUAUGUUGGUCUCACGGGACCUGGAUUGCACCAGCACACUCUACAUCCAAUUCUCCUUCAAGUUCAUCACCAAAGGUGUGCCGGAGCGCUCCCACUCAGUGCUGCUGCAGUACUCUGUGAAUGGAGGGAUCAGCUGGCUGCUGCUGGACGAGUUCUACUUCCCCACCUCCACCGACACGCUGUUCCUCCACCUGCCGCUGCCAGCCAGCGCCCAGACCAACGCCACCCGCUUCAGGCUCUGGCAGCCGUACAACAGUGGUAAGAAAGAGGAGGUAUGGGUGAUUGAUGAUCUCAUCAUUGAUGGUAGCUCCUUGAACAACCCACCACUAGUAACAGACAGCUUUGAAGAAGGCCCCAAUGAGUCCAACUGGCUCUUCUACCCCGGGGGUAACACUGGCCUUUACUGUCCCUACCAGAAGACUGGCCUGGAGGAGGAUGAGUCAGCCAUGGUGUUUGUUUCCAGCGAGCUCGGUGAGCACUCCAUCACCACCAGGGAUAUUGACGUCAAUGAGAACACCAUCAUCCAAUUUGAGAUCAACGUGGGCUGCACGGCCGACAGCUCCUCGGCCAACCCAGUGCAUCUUGAGUUCUCUCGGGACUUUGGAGCAACGUGGCACCUUCUGGUGCCCCUGUGUGCCGGCGGGCCCCAGCCCUCGUCCCUCUGUUCCACAGAACUGCACCCCGCCAGCGUCUACUAUGCCGGCACCACCCAGGGCUGGAGAAGAGAGGUCAUCCACUUUGGCAAGCUGCGCCUCUGUGGGUCAGUGAGGUUCCGUUGGUACCAGGGUUUCUACUCAGCUGGCUCUGCUCCUCCCACCUGGGCCCUGGACAACAUCUACAUCGGCCCUCAGUGUCAGGACAUGUGCAAUGGCCACGGGGCCUGUGUCGGCGGCACACACUGUGUGUGUGACCCCGGCUAUUCUGGAGCUGACUGCUCCGUGCCCAACACCCCAAACCCCGACUUCCUUAAGGCGGACUUCGAAGGGGGAGCAGUUGAUGCUGGGCAGUUCAAACAGUUAAGUGGAGGUAAACCAUCCAGAAAGUGUGGCAUCAUGUCCAGCGGCAACCACCUGUUCUUCAGCGAAGACGGCCUGCGCAUGCUGGUCACAAAUGAUAUGGACCUGUCUAACGCUAGGUUUGUGCAGUUCUUCCUGCGUCUGGGCUGUGGUAAGGCUGCCCCAGACCCACGCUCCCAGCCGGUGCUGCUCCAGUUCUCUGUGGACGGAGGUCUGACCUGGGCCCUCCUGCAGGACUUCCUCUUCAGCAACAGCAGUAACCAGGCUCGCCUUGUGGCCCUUGAGAUCCCACUGCGUGCCCGCACCCCGUCCACCCGCCUCCGCUGGUGGCAGCCCUCUGAGAAUGGACACUUCUACAGCCCCUGGGUCAUCGAUCAGGUGGUGGUGGGUGGCAGCGCCAGUGGCUGGGGCCCUCUGGAGGACGACUUCUCUUCCAUUGAUGGCCGCUCUUGGCUCCUCCACCCCGGGGGGACCCGCAUGCCUGUGUGUGGUUCUGACGGGGCCGCCUUCGCCUUCAUAGAGAAGUCCAACACGCGCUAUGCUGUCACCACCGACAUCAGCCUGGGCCAGGACGCCUUCAUCCAGUUUGACUUCUCCGCCUCCUGCUCCGUCACAAACUCCUGCUACUCCAUAGAGUUGGAGUAUUCUCUGGACCUGGGUCUGACCUGGCAUCCUGUGGUCAGAGACUGCCUGCCCACCAGCCCAGACUGCUCCUCCUACACCCUGCAGAGGCUGCUGGUCUCAGACACUUACAACAAGUGGGGCCGUGUCACCAUGCCCAUUCCAUCAUAUGCCAGGUCCCCAGCCACUCGGUUCCGCUGGUACCAGCAGGCUCCCUUUGACAAACAGCAGACUUGGGCUCUGGACAACCUGUACAUUGGAGAUGGCUGCCCAGACAUGUGCUCUGGACACGGCCGUUGCCAGCAGAGCUCCUGCGUGUGUGACCCGGAGUGGGGAGGCGAGUACUGUGAUGAGCCUGUGGUUCCUCUACCUUCUCAGCUGAAGGACAGCUUCAGCCGGGCUCCCUCCCUCAGCCACUGGCACCUGCUGACCGGGGGCAAACUCAGCACCGUGUGUGGGGCAGUGGCCUCUGGAGCUGCCCUGCACUUCAGCGGGAGUUGCAGCCGUCAGCUGGUAACCGUGGACCUGAACCUGACCAACGCUGAGUUUAUCCAAUUUUACUUCAUGUACGGCUGCAUGAUCCAACCUAGCAACCGUAACCAGGGUGUACUUCUGGAGUACAGUUUGAACGGAGGCAUCAACUGGCAUUUGCUGACGGAAAUCUUCUAUGAUCUCUACACUAAGCCAGGGUUCGUGAAUGUUUUGCUGCCCCCUGCUGCCCGUCAGGAGGGAGUGCGUGUGCGCUGGUGGCAGCCGCAGCACGACGGGGCAGACCGGGGUGACUGGGCACUGGAUAACGUCCUGAUCGCAGGUUCGGACCCGCGGGCACAGAUCUCGGAUACAUUUGGAGGCGUGGCCCUGCCCAACCACGAGAGGGCGCCCGCUGACGGCACCCCUGCUGGAAAACCGGCACAACUCAGCGAGCCAGAGGAAACCCCCAUAGUGAGUGAUCACUGGCUGUUCUCUGAGGACUGUGCGGUGCAGCGUUUCUGCAGCUCCCCUGAUGGGGUGAUGGUGUGCGGCAGUGUGGACGGCAGGGAGGUGUAUGCAGUCACGCACGACAUUGUCCCCGACAAGGGCUGGGUCAUGCAGUUCAAGAUUGCGGUUGGCUGCAAUGUCCCGGAGCGCCAUGCAGACCGGCAGGUCCAUGUCCAGUAUUCUGUGGACUUUGGGGUGACAUGGAAGUACCUGGUGCCGCAGUGCCUACCUGCUGAUCCCCGCUGUGGGGGUCAGGUGUCCCAGCCCUCCGUCUUCUUCCCUGCUGACAGCUGGAAGAGGGCCGUCUACCCGCUGCCUGACAGCCUGGCUGACACGGCAGUCCGGUUCAGGUUCUACCAACAGCACUCUGACAUCCAGUGGGGGGUGGAGAACUUCUACAUCGGGCUGGCGUGCUCCGGCCACUGUGGGGGACACGGGGACUGUCUGGACCAGCGCUGCCUCUGUGACCCCGGGUUCACCGGACCCAACUGCUACGCCAGCUCUGCUCUCAAGGCCUCUCUGAAGGAGCGUUUUGACUGGGAGGGGGCAGCGGGGCCCCAGUGGCAGGUACUGGAGGGGGGCCGGCCCUGUACUGACUGUGGGGUACUGGUGGAGGGGACGGCCCUGUACUUUGGAGGAGCGAACGCCAGGCAGGCUGUCACAGCUGACCUGGACCUCCGCGGAGCCAAGUUUGUGGAAUACUGGGCCAGGAUAGGAAGUGAAGAUAACAUGACCUUGUGUCACCGUCCAACCUGCCGCAAAGAGGGAGUGCUGCUUGACUACUCUACCGACGGAGGCAUCUCCUGGACCCUCCUCCAUGAGAUGGACUAUCUGAAGUAUGUGUCAGUCAGGAGAGACUACAUUGUUUUACCUGAGACUGCUCUCACCAAUGCCACCCGGCUACGCUGGUGGCAGCCCUUUACCAUCUCCUCUGGCCUGGCCUCCCCCAGUCUGGAGAGAGCCCAGUGGGCCAUAGACAACAUUCUGGUGGGGGGGUCGGACAUCAACCCCUCCACACUGCUCGACACCUUUGAUGAUGAGGGUGUGUCUCAUGAGGAGAGUUGGAGCUUCUAUCCUCAUGCCGUACGUACAGCUGGCUUCUGUGGGAACCCCUCCUUCCACCUGUACUGGCCCAACAAGAACCAGGACCGGACACACAACAUCCUGGCCACCCGCGAACUCAUCGUGCAGCCUGGUUACAUCCUACAAUUCAAGAUUGUCGUUGGCUGUGAAGCUGACACGUGUGAAGACCACCAUUCUGUCCUGCUGCAGUACAGGAAGGAUGCGAGGUCUGAUUCGUGGCAGUUGGUGCAGUCUGAGUGCCUCCCCUCCUCGGUCAACAAUGUGGGCUGUUCCCCUUUCCAGUUCCACGAAUCCACCAUAUACAGCCCAGUUAACAGCUCCUCGUGGACCAGGGUGACUGUCCAGCUGCCAGACCACGUCUCCUCAGGAGCGACCCAGUUCCGCUGGAUCCAGAGGGAGGGCGCGGGCGAGCGUCACAGCUGGGGCGUGGACAACGUCUACAUCGGAGAGGUGUGCCCGGGGCUCUGCAGCGGCCGCGGCUACUGUACCAGCGGGGCGGUCUGCAUCUGUGACGAGGGACACAUUGGGGACGACUGUUCCUUGUCCAGCAGUGACUUGCCCAGCUCCAUCAAGGACAAUUUUGAGUCCGGCAGUGUCUCGCAGGAGAGCUGGCAGCUGAUCCAGGGGGGUGGGGUGGGCAGCGGCUGUGGUCAGCUCUCACCUCAUGCCCACGGCGACUCGCUCUACUUUAACGGCUGUAAGAUGAGGCAGGCUGUCACCAAACCCCUGGACCUCACCAGAGCCAGCAAGAUCAUGUUUGUGCUGCAGAUUGGCAGCACGGCACAGACAGACAGCUGUAACAUAGCUCUGGACCAGGCCGACACCGUGGACAGAGCCGUGCUGCUGCAGUACAGCGUCAACAACGGAGUCAGCUGGCACGUCAUCGCCCAGCACCAGCCCAAAGACUUUAUCAAGGCUCAGAGAGUCUCCUACAACAUCCCACUAGAAGCGAGGGUUAAAGGGGUGAUGCUGCGAUGGUGGCAGCCUCGCCACGACGGAGCGGGACACGACCAGUGGGCGUUGGACCACGUGGAAGUCGUUCUUUGCGAUAUCCCUCCUCCCCCGGCAUUUCCCUCUGCUGUCACCCCCUCCUCCUCCUUCUCUUCCUACCACACUGUGAAGUUGAGAGAUAUUAUAUCACUGCUAAGCUGGCCAGCUAAUUGAAGAAGUGCCUCCCGGAUUCAAUGUGCCGACGGGAGGAUCGCUUCACUGCCGCCACCAGUACCAGUACCAGGAAGAAGACCAUGAUGAUAAUACUGACGAUAAAGAGGAAUAACGGCUGAUGAUGCUUAAAAAAAAAAGAGUACUGUGUUCUUGCUGUUCUGUAUGUCUGUGGGUUUUUUUGUGAUGAGUUGACUGUGGUGUUCUGUUCAUUCGUUUGUUCGUUUUCUACUAAUUCAUAUGCUUUGUUUUUUGCUGGGGGGGGUGGGUGGUUGGGUUUCAUUUUUUUUCUUUUCCUCACCCAUUCCGAGGUGGAUGUGGGCAGGGUGGAAUAAGCCCCGCCCCCCAAGCAGGAAAGAAAUAAAGCAAUUCGCAUGAGGAGGAAAAGAAAAGAAAAAUUAAGACUGAGCAAUUUUUUUUAUCAUUUUUUAUAUAUGUUGGUUCCCGAAAAAUACAGAUAUUUAUGGUAAAUGGUUCUCCACGUAACCUAUUUAAGAUGCACUGUGCGUGAAAUCUGUAUGUUAUUUUCUAGUGUUAAUUUAUUAGGCAGUCGAGUCAGGCUCUCAGACUGCAUCAUCUCCCCUCUCUCUCUCUCUCUCUCUCUCUCCUCUUGUGCUGUUUUCCCAUGCCCAUUUCUCUCUCUCUCUACUCUCUCAUUCUGCUGAUUUCUAAUACCUGGAGGUGAGGCUCUGUCAGUGUUGUUUUUUGAAGUCUGUGUAAUAAUGGAUCCUCUUCCCUCAGUGUAACUCCAGUAUAGCAAACUCCUGUAUAUAUAUGUAUAUCCACUAUGGGGAGACCCAGCAGCCUUAUAAAAGGGAAAUAAAGAACUGUCCAAACCUCA
This is a messenger RNA of Lampris incognitus (smalleye Pacific opah), 11648 nucleotides long. RefSeq names its product reelin (gene reln). The coding region runs from base 353 to 10810 and encodes 3485 amino acids. Gene Ontology annotation, molecular function: lipoprotein particle receptor binding. The record is from RefSeq and is a predicted model, not a curated record. The transcript has 64 exons. Gene Ontology annotation, biological process: neuron migration; central nervous system development. NCBI's taxonomy places the organism in Eukaryota, Metazoa, Chordata, Actinopteri, Lampriformes, Lampridae.